Larimichthys crocea (large yellow croaker) is the source of this 2325-nucleotide messenger RNA. It is a transcript of the gene kcnj11l, whose product is annotated as potassium inwardly rectifying channel subfamily J member 11, like. The transcript is spliced from 6 exons. The coding region runs from base 298 to 1605 and encodes 435 amino acids. The record is from RefSeq and is a predicted model, not a curated record. Gene Ontology annotation, cellular component: plasma membrane. Lineage: Eukaryota; Metazoa; Chordata; Actinopteri; Sciaenidae. Gene Ontology annotation, molecular function: inward rectifier potassium channel activity. Gene Ontology annotation, biological process: regulation of monoatomic ion transmembrane transport; potassium ion import across plasma membrane.
UUCUGGAGCCAGCCUCAUGUGGACGUUAGAGGAACUGCAGCUUGUGACCUGCAGGUCGAUGUUUGGAGCUGCGACGCGACAAAACUGCGUUCGUAUUUUAUUUUGAAGGCCCGUACCGGAAGCCCUGCCUUGUCUUCCUGUUGUAACCUGACGGUGGUGGUGUUGAUGGAGGAUGUGAUGGAGGAUGUGAUGGAGGAUCAGACGGUGCUGUCCAGCUGCACGUCGACGUGAAUAAAAUAAACAUCUUCAGGUUUUUGGAGCGCGAGCUGCUGUAACAGGUGACAGGUGUGCAGCAUCAUGUUGGCGAGGAAGGGCCUCCUGCCAGACGGUUUCCUGUUGACCCGUCUGGCAGAGGACCAGAACCAGCCGAACCGGAGCCGCUCCAGAUCUCAGAGAGCUCGCUUCAUCACCAAGACCGGAUCCUGCAAUGUGGCCCACAAGAACAUCAGAGAGCAGGGUCGCUUCCUGCAGGAUGUCUUCACCACCAUGGUGGACCUGAAGUGGCAGCACUCCUUCCUCAUCUUCACCUCGGCCUUCCUCUGCUCCUGGAUGCUCUUCGCCAUGAUCUGGUGGCUCCUGGCUUUCGCUCACGGAGACCUGGAGCCACGUGACCCCAACGGCGAACCGGGCCCCAUCCCCUGCGUCACCGCCAUCCACUCCUUCACCUCGGCCUUCCUCUUCUCCAUUGAAGUCCAGGUGACCAUUGGGUUUGGUGGCAGGAUGGUGACAGAGGAGUGUCCUCUGGCCAUCACCGUGCUGAUCAUCCAGAACAUUCUGGGUCUGAUUAUCAAUGCCGUGAUGCUCGGCUGCGUCUUCAUGAAGACGGCGCAGGCCAACCGCCGAGCGGAGACGCUCAUCUUCUCCAGAAACGCCGUCAUCGCUCCACGAAAUGGUCGUCCCACCUUCAUGUUCAGAGUCGGAGAUCUGAGAAAGAGUAUGAUCAUCUCAGCCACCGUCCAGCUGCAGGUAAUCCGGCGGACGGUGACGGCGGAGGGCGAGGUGAUCCCAGUAUCCCAGCUGGACAUCCAGGUGGAGAACCCUCUGAGGAGUAACGGCAUCUUCCUGGUUUCUCCUCUGAUCAUCAGCCACACCAUGGAGCGAGGCAGUCCUCUGUACGAGCUCUCCGCCCAGACGCUGGCCUCCGAGGACCUCGAGAUCAUCGUCAUCCUGGAAGGAGUGGUGGAGACCACCGGCAUCACCAUGCAGGCCCGGACCUCCUACGUACCCGAGGAGAUCCUAUGGGGGCGGCGCUUCGUCUCCAUCAUGACGGAGGAGGACGGACGAUACUGCGUCGACUACUCCAAGUUCGGCAACACGGUCGCCGUCAGGAUGCCGUCGCUCAGCGCCAAGGAGCUGGACCAGACCAGGGGGGUCCAAGAGGGCAGCUCUGAUGCUCAGCUCCAGGGGUGGGGGCUGGUCCGAGCCGGCAGAGGAGGCUUUCGCAGAGGAGGCCGCACCUGCGAUAGCUCCGCCUCUCAGCCGUGGUACGUCCAGGCAGAGAAGAUGGAGAAAGAGGUGGAGAAGAAAGGACAGAAGAAGACGGUGCAGCUGGAGGUGAUCGGACGACAGAUGGAGGACGACCAGCUGGGAGAGAUGAGCGACUGAAGGCCGACAAACAGGAACAGGAAAUACAGAACCUGCAGUGUAGUUACUGCAACCACCUCGCCUCACCCUCGGUGCUUCAACCUCACCAUUAGAAAUACACACAGGUCAGAUACUUGUUAGUACUCCUUUAUGUAGUACUCUGUGUACUCUCCACCAUCUGACCUCCAGGCCAUAAACAUGAAUCAUCUGUCCACAUUAUAUUUGCAUACUGACGUGUUCACUGAUGGACACGUGUACCAUUCAUGCUAAGAGGCUGCUAGCUGUAGCCUCAGGCUGUUGAUUCGUCUCGUUUAGUGAAACUCCGAUUGUGUGUGUGUAUAUAUAUAUACACACACACACACACAUAUAUAUAUACAUAUAUAUAUGUGUGUGUGUGUGUGUGUGUAUAUAUAUAUACACACACACACACACACACACUGACAGGUGGGUGUGGUCACUUAAAGCCUGCAGUCAUAUACAUUUAUGGUGUUUUAAUAAAUUCACUUUUUGUAUCUGACGGUCUGAUGACUCGUCAUGGACAGUACAGAAAUGAACAUGAGCUUUCAGUUGUAACGAGCUCGCUAAUGAUUGAUUAUUAAGAGACUCUGUGAGGCUGAUAAAUGGAAAUAAAGAGACCUAAAGAAAGAUGAAGUCAGACAUGUUCAUGUAAAUACAGAACAAAUGUAGAAAACUCAGACCAACACGUCAAACUGAUUUAUUAAACUCAUCGAUGGCACCAAC